AUGGCGCUGCUCUGGCUGACCGCGGCCCCCGGCUGCGCUCAGGCGUCGGGAGCGCCCACUCGGCGCCACUGGCCGGUACCUUACAAGCGUUUUUCCUCCCGUCCAGAACCAGACCCUUACUGUCAAGCUAAAUAUACUUUCUGUCCAACUGGCUCUUCUAUCCCCUCUAUGAAGGGGGAUGAUGUCAUUGAAGUCUUUCGAUUACAGGCCCCAGUGUGGGAAUUUAAAUAUGGAAACCUCCUGGGUCACAUGAAAAUUAUGCACGAUGCCAUCGGGUUCAGGAGCGCUAUAACUGGCAAGAACUAUACGAUGGAGUGGUAUGAACUUUUCCAACUUGGAAACUGCACAUUUCCCCAUCUCCGACCUGAAAUGAAUGCCCCCUUCUGGUGCAACCAGGGAGCCGCCUGCUUUUUUGAAGGAAUUGAUGAUCUCCACUGGAAAGAAAAUGGGACAUUGGUUCAAAUAGCAACCAUAUCAGGAAACACAUUUAACAAAAUGGCAGAGUGGGUGAAGCAGGACAAUGAGACCGGUAUCUAUUAUGAGACAUGGACUGUCCAAGCCAGCCCAGAAAAAGGGGCGGAGACCUGGUUUGAAUCCUAUGACUGUUCCAAAUUUGUGUUGAGGACGUUUAACAAGUUGGCUGAACUUGGCACAGAGUUCAAGAAGAUAGAAACCAACUACACAAGAAUAUUUCUAUACAGCGGAGAACCUACUUACUUGGGAAAUGAAACAUCUAUUUUUGGUCCAACAGGAAACAAAACUCUUGCUUUAUCCAUGAAGAAAUUUUAUUACCCUUUCAAACCACAUUUGUCAACCAAAGAAUUUCUAUUAAGUCUUUUGCAAAUUUUUGACACUGUGGUUAUGCACAGGCAGUUCUACUUGUUUUAUAAUUUUGAAUAUUGGUUUUUACCUAUGAAGUUCCCUUUUAUUAAAAUAACAUAUGAAGAAAUCCCUUUACCUAGAAAAAACAGAACAAUUUCAGGUUUAUAA
Molecule: messenger RNA, 990 nt
Organism: Elephantulus edwardii (Cape elephant shrew)
Lineage: Eukaryota; Metazoa; Chordata; Mammalia; Macroscelidea; Macroscelididae
Gene: CLN5
Product: ceroid-lipofuscinosis, neuronal 5
Exons: 4
Coding region: 1-990 (329 amino acids)
Biological process (GO): lysosome organization
Cellular component (GO): lysosome; lysosomal membrane
Molecular function (GO): hydrolase activity, acting on glycosyl bonds
Source: RefSeq, a predicted model, not a curated record